AUGCCAUUUAUUAUUCUGGACUUUAUUGCACGUCACUCUAGCAUUCCAGUACCGUUGACUAACCGGAAACCAUCGCUUGAAGUUUCCUUGACGUGUUCUGCAGGCUUACUAAGAAUCAAAACGAAAAAGAGCGGACAGCGGCAGGGAAUUCGGCGUACAACUCUUCGGACGACAUCUAUUUGGACGACCAGGAGUUUUUGGAGGGUUCUGGUCGAGGAGGCAGUGAAGGUCGCGACACUGAAGCAUCCGGAAGUGGCCUUGGUCCGGACGACGAGGACGAUUUUAGUAACAACAACAGGAUAGAACCACCGCCUCCAAGGCCGGCAGAACCAAAAACACCAUACUCCGUGAACGAACCAAGUGAUAAAACUAAGGAACAGACGAUCGUCGAGCCGGUAAACCGACCCGACAACGAGGUCGAUGUAAUCGAGCCCUUAGAUGUCGAGGACGACCACUCGGACAACACCGACGACAUCCACGACGUGUACAUCAUGAACCCGAAACACGAGGACCGUGCCAGCUCUUUCUUUGCUCAGCCAGGUGUAUUGGCAGCGGUGAUCGGUGGCGCAGUAGUCGGUCUACUUUGCGCAAUCCUCGUGGUGAUGUUCAUCGUGUACAGGAUGCGCAAGAAGGACGAGGGCUCGUACGCCCUGGAUGAGCCAAGAAGAUCACCAGCGGCGCAGGCGUUCCUUAAGCCCGGCGCGCCGCAUCACAAUCGGGAAUUCUACGCUUGA
This is a messenger RNA of Heterotrigona itama, 734 nucleotides long. The record is from the annotation of a GenBank genome assembly. Lineage: Eukaryota; Metazoa; Arthropoda; Insecta; Hymenoptera; Apidae.